Molecule: messenger RNA, 3834 nt
Organism: Plasmodium falciparum 3D7
Lineage: Eukaryota; Apicomplexa; Aconoidasida; Haemosporida; Plasmodiidae
Product: putative protein kinase
Molecular function (GO): protein serine/threonine kinase activity; ATP binding; protein kinase activity
Source: RefSeq, a predicted model, not a curated record
AUGAAAGCAACUUCCAAAGAAAAUAUCCUUUGGAAGUAUAAAGAGAAAGAUGAAUUCAUUUAUAGUCAGCUACAAAAUAUAUUGACUUCUCAACCCUUUAACAAAAUUCUAGAAUACGAAAAUGGAGAUAUUUACAUAGGCACCUCAAGAAAUAAAAAAAGAAAUGGAUUUGGAUACUACCUAUAUGUUAACAUCAAAACCAUAUAUCAAGGACAAUGGAACGAUAAUACCAAAAAUGGAUAUGGGACAUUAUAUAAUCAAAAGGAAGUUAUAUACUCAGGUGAAUGGUUAAAUAACAUUCCUCAUGGUUUCGGUUGUAAUUACAAAGAUGGGAAAUUAUAUAUGGGUUGUUAUAAAUAUGGAUUCAUGAACGGUGUAGGUAUAUUAAGAAAAAAGAGGAGUUUGAAUUUUUGUUUGUUUGAAUGGAAUAAGAAAAAAUGUAUCAUAAGAAUUUUUAAAUAUAUGGAUAUAUAUUUAUAUAUAUAUAAUAACGAUGAGCAAAUAUUAUAUCAAGAAAAAAUGGAUGCUAUAUUUCCAUUUUAUAUUGAUAAAAAUAUAUGUAAAAAUAUACAUGAACAGGUAUUCGAUAAAUUAUUUGGAAUGUCUGAUAAAUUGAUGAGUCAUCUUUUUCAAUCCAUUGAUAAGAAAAAUAAUAAGAUUAACCACAGUGUGAAUACUCAAGGGAUAUUAAAAAAAUAUAUUAAUUAUGAUGACCAUUUGAAUUUUCUAAAAGGGAUAAUAAAUAAAACGGAUAUAUUAAAUUUAAGAAUUGAUGAUAAUAAUAUAAAAGAUGGUAAUAAUAAUAUAAAUGAUGAUAAUAAUAAUAAUAAUAUAAAUGAUGAUAAUAAUAAUAAUAAUAUAAAUGAUGAUGAUAAUAAUUAUGAUGAUAACCAUGAAUUUCAUUUUUUUAAUAAAUCCUCAAAAAAUAAAAGUAAUAUGAACAAAAGACAGCAUGAUAAAAACAAGACACAAUCGGAUUCUUCUUCUUGUUAUAAGGAAACCAACAAUUUUAGUAAUAUGUCCUAUUCAAAAGAAACCUUAUAUUCACAUGAUAUAAUUAAAAGUAAAAGAUUGUUCAAUGAAAAGUUUUUAUUUUAUCAUACAGAUUCUUGUAACAGUGACUUUUGUAUACCAACCGAUGACGAAAGUGACAGUAUUAUGAAUAAACAUGAAAUUAAAAAAAUUAAAAAAAUGAAAAAUAUUAAAAAAAUGAAACUACCAACAAAUGUUGGGCAAGAAGAAAUAAUAAAAGAAGAGAAUUACGAUGGAUAUAAAAAUUAUGAACAAUAUAAAAAUUAUGAAAUAAAUCAAAAAACUCAAAAUAAUAUAUUACGUUUUCAAAUGUAUCAACAAUUAGCCCAGUUUAAAAUAAAUAAGAAGAAAAAAAAAGAAAAGAAAAGAAAAAAAGAAGAAUAUUAUAAAUUAUUUAUUUCGCAUUAUAAUAUAAACUCAUCCGCUUCUAACAAUUUAAAAUUAAUAAAUCAAAAAACAGAAGAUAAUAAUAAUAAUGAUAAUGUCAUAAUAAAUUAUGGUGUAUAUUCCAAAGCUAGUUUGUUCUUUUAUGAAAAUUUAUUUAUUUAUUUAAAAGAAUUAAAUAAAAAAAAAAAAAUUGAAAAUAUUUAUCAAUGGGAAAGACACCAUAUUUUAAUUUUAUUGUAUUUAUUUAAAUUAAAUAGAUAUAUAGAAUCUUUUUCAUCUAAUAAAAUUAAAGGGAUUCAUUUUUUUUUUAUUUUAAAUAGUAAGGUUUUAAAAGAAUUAGGAAUAAAUAAUAAAGAGCACAUAUUUUUUCUUAUGAAUAUAAUUAAUACGUUUAAUAGUAUUCAUAAUAUGUAUUUACAAGUAUUAAAUCAAGAGAAGCUUAUGCACAAUGAUUACAAGUCCUCAUGUGCACACCAUUCUAUAAAUAAAAAGGAAGUUUUUAUAAUAAAAAAAUUUGAUAAGAGUAUACCCCCAAAUUUUUUUUUAUGUUAUUAUAAAAAUUGUCGUGUAUAUUUGAAAGGUUUUACACAUAAAAAGGAAAAAUAUAUAUAUAAAAACAAUGAAGAAAAUGAAGAAAAUGAAAUAAAUGAAGAAAAUGAAAUAAAUCAACAGGAUAAACAGGAUAUACAAAAUGUACAGGAUAAACCAAAUGAACAAAAAAAAUUACUAAAUAUAAAUGGUACAUGGGAAAAGGGUAUUGAAAAAAAAGGUGAUGAGAAUGUGCAACCAACAUAUAUAAAUGAUGAAUGUAAAAAUGAGGCACCUGAUCAUAAUACAGAUAUAAAUAUUUCUAUACAUGUACAAAAUAAGAAUGAUUAUAAUAAUCUUAAUUAUAAUAAAAAUAAUAGUACAGACGCAAAAAAUAUUUUACCAAGUUUUAAAAACAAUCUGCUGAAUGCUGCUCAAAGGUUAUUAUAUAAUGAAUCAAUAAAUGAAACAUUGUUUAAUAAUCUGAAAAAUAUUAAAAAUAAUUUCCUCAAAUUAGAAGAGGAACAAGAUGAAUAUAAAAGGGAUGGACAAACCUUAGGAAACUUUGAAAAUGUGACAAAUAUGUCUUUAUCAUAUCAAAACAAAAAAAAAAAAAUAAUUGAGCACAAUAAAAUAUAUUCUCCAGAAGAUAACACAAAGACAGAAAUUAAUUAUAACAAUGAUUGUAUGAUUAAUAAUGUAAAGGAAUAUAAAAAAAUGAAAAAGAAGAAAGGUGAAAAAAAAAAACAUAUAUAUAAUAAUCCUAUCAAAUAUAAAAAGACAUAUAAUAAUAAAACAUAUAAUAUAAUUAAUAAGUCAAUAAGAAAAAUUGAAUAUAUAAAAGAAUAUUUGAUAGUAUCUAAUUUAAGACAUCCAAAUAUCUUACAAUGUAUAGGAAAUAUAUUCGUUGAUGACAAGGAGGAUUGUGGCAUUGUUUUUGAAUAUAUAAAAGGGAAAACUUUAUAUGAUUUUAUAUAUAAAAAGGGAUAUAAUAAAAAUGAAAUAAAUGAUAAGAAGGUUAAUAAUGAUGAUGUUUAUAAUGACCAUAAAAAUAACCACAACAAUAACAAUAAUGAUAAUGUUAUCCGUAGGAACAAUAUGCAUAAUAAUACGCUUAGGUAUAAAGAAAUCGUAAAACUAUUCUUCGAAAUUUCGUCCUGCUUAUAUUAUAUACAUAAAAAAAAUGUUUGUCAUGGAAAUAUUAAUAGUAAAAAUAUAAUGAUAACAAAAAAAGGGGAUAUUAAAAUAUAUAAUUUUGAAUGCUCAUUUAUUGAAAGUUUUUAUGAUUAUAAAAUGAAAAAAAAUAAAGAACAGAAUAAAAGAUAUAAAAAUUAUUAUGAUAUUUAUAAUAAUAUUUCCUUGGAUGAACAAAUGUUUUUACCAUUUCCUUAUUUUACUACAAUUAAUAAUAUAAAGAAUAAUAACAUAUCAAAUUUAUUAUCAUUUAGUAAUAACCAUUUAUAUUAUUAUUAUAUUAAUGAAAAGCAUGAUGAAUAUUAUUACAUGGCACCUGAAGUAUUACGACAAGAAGAAUAUACCAAAAAAAGUGAUAUCUAUUCAUUUGGUGUUAUUAUGUAUGAAGUCAUUUUUAAGAAAGCACCUUUUGAAAAAGACAUUUCUCCUUUGUUUUUUUCAAUACAAACAUGUUAUCAUCCAAGAUAUAUUAACAUGGAUACAGAUCAAUUGAAUUUUUUAUACGGGAACAAUAUAUUCUCUUCACUUUCUCUUUCUCAUUCUAAUUCUCAUUCCCAUUCUCUUUUUAUGAAUAUUAUAUUUUUAAUUAAGCAAUGUUUACAUCCUUUGCCUACCUGUCGACCCACUGCAAAAUAUUUAAGUCAUCAUUUUGAGCACAUGCUAGAAAUAAUUAACUGUUAUAAAGUAUUAUAA